Molecule: messenger RNA, 756 nt
Organism: Kluyveromyces lactis
Lineage: Eukaryota; Fungi; Ascomycota; Saccharomycetes; Saccharomycetales; Saccharomycetaceae
Gene: SHU2
Product: Shu2p
Exons: 1
Coding region: 1-756 (251 amino acids)
Source: RefSeq, a predicted model, not a curated record
AUGUCACAAGGCCAGGAAAGAUUUUUGAAUUAUUCUCAGUUGCUCUCUGAGCUUGUAGAUGGGAGAGGAAGAACAUUAAAUGACACAACUGUGGCAUUCCUUUAUCAAUUAUUUCCCAAUGAUUUGUUUGUGAAAGCCUUCUCGCUUCUUGAAACCCACAACUUGUUCCUUUAUGUGUGGGAUUCUAUAGAUGAUGUGGCUUUGAAUGAUGGAGUUCAAUGUUCCGAUGCUGAAAUAGAUGAAACUUCUAAUUCUGUGGCUGGUUCACGUCUACCGACAGAAGGACAUCAGUGUCAUUCUAAGCGAAACUCAAAUGAUAAUGAUAUUUCAAGAUUGGCUAAUAUGCUAUACGAUCUCGAAACUCGUUCUAAAACGCUUCAUCGAAUAAUUGUACAAUCUGUUGAUGAAGAAGUGUCAAAAAAACCCAUAUACGUUGAUGUUACUGCAUGGUUUUGUUCUUGCAACGAGUACACAAAGUGUUUUUCCGGUAUGUUGCAUAACAAUGGGGAUGAAGGAUAUCAGGGCAUGUUCGAAACUUACGGAAAUGAGACAGAUGAUAAUUUCGCAAAGGUGAAUUCUCACACUCAUGUUAACAGUAGUAAAGUCAUUUGUCAACAUCUUUUGGCUGCAGCAAUCCUGCUUCAGACGUCAUUGAAAGUUCUAAAGUACUUCACGUCUGUUAAACAAAGUGUCUCUUUAUUUAGUAUAAAUAACAAAGAUGACUGGCUUAAAUUACAUUUGAAUAUUGUGGAUUGA